AUGUGUCGGCAAAUGUUGGCAAGCAUCGGCGGUGGAUCCUUUGACCUCGUCGUCGGCUCGGACAUUGUCUUUGCCACGCGCCUUGUUCAGCCCUUGAUCUUGACUAUCCUGGCACUUCUGCAGGGAUCCUCGAAUGCAGCAUGUUGGCUCUGCGUCCAGAGGCGUGAUCCAGAUGCGCAUGCCUUGCUGUUGGUGGAGGCUGCCAAGCACUUCAAUGUCAACGAGCUCUCUUUUGCAGGUUGCGAUGGUUUAGAAGCGGCCUGCGAGCUUGAGUGUAUCCUGCUGUGCUUCACGCUCUCGAACGACCGGGAGCGCCUGGUUGACAACAUGCCAACGCAGUCUGAACGAGAGCGAAGAGGCGCCGACGAACCGAUACAGAACGAUGGCACAGGAAGCGUGGCAAGCGUGGCAAGCGUGAAGCGGGGCUCGCCUGUGAGUAAGCAGCCUCUGCGGAAGACCAGCGACGCUAGAAAACGCCGGAGACAUUCCACGCAGAAAAGGUCAAACAACCUUUACUCGGGGCAGAGGAGGGUCGGUCAGUGGACAUUUUAUUCCCUAUGGUAA
Molecule: messenger RNA, 564 nt
Organism: Symbiodinium natans
Lineage: Eukaryota; Dinophyceae; Suessiales; Symbiodiniaceae
Source: the annotation of a GenBank genome assembly